CAUGCUGUCCAGCAUGACGAAGCUAAAAGAGGUCUCCGUGGAAGAUUGCCCAAAACUAAAUGAGAUACACAUCGCUGGGGUGUUGCAGUCGUUGGAGAAAUUGCAUAUCAAUGGGUGCGAGUCCUUCACAAGGUUAGUGUACGUCGACAUACAAUUGGAAUAUUCUCAUGAAUCUUCACUAAUCCUUGCAUCGGGAGUCUUCAAUGAGUUGCGGAGUCUCUUGCUACAGGAAUGCCCUAAAAUACUCGGUAUUCAAGUUGUUGGUGCAUUGGAAUCAUUAAAAAAGUUGGUACUUUUUUCUUGUCAGCAUUUGCAAAGUCUUAGUUUGCAUUUGCAAAGUCUUAGUUUGUCAAACUUAAAGAACCUCAAGUCUUUGUGCAUAAUUCUCUGCCAUGAGCUACGGAUUGUCGAGGGCCUCGACAAGUUGGAGUUUUUGAACAAGUUAUCUGUUGCUGACUGCCUAUUAUUGGAAAGUUUGAUUGAUGUAUCGACCACCCAAUUGCCAAAUGAAUGCCGCUUAUAUAUCGGUUGUUGCCCGAAAUUACGUGGGCUAAAGCAAGGAUUCAGAGGCUACGUCGAGUGUUUCAAGCGUUAUAAGGAGGAAGAGAGCGUGCCCGCUGUAUCAACAGAUCCAUUGAUAAUUUGGCACCCACCGAUGGUUUCAUGUGCAGAAAGCAGCGCACAAGCACAAAUGCGUGUACCGGGAAAGAUGGAGGAACUCCUGGCUCCAUUUGAGGAGGAAGAGAGUGUGCCGGAUGCAUUGACAGACCUAUCGAUGUUUGGGCACCCAUCGUUGGUUUCGCAUGCAGAGAGCAGCGCACAAGAACAAAUGCGCGUACCAGGAAAGAUGGAGGAACUCCUGGCUCCAUUUGAGAGGUCACAGGGGUUUCUGUUGCUUGAAGAUCAGAGAGAAGAAGAAGAAGAUCAUGAUGCAGGCGCACGAGCAGCAGGCCGCAGCAGGCCCAGCGGCAGCAGCAGCAGCAGCUGCUGCUGAUCCUGCAGAGCUCGUCGGGGAACUUGAGCUUCAGC
Eucalyptus grandis is the source of this 1029-nucleotide messenger RNA. RefSeq lists its product as uncharacterized. Bases 2 to 994 code for a protein of 330 amino acids. The transcript has 4 exons. The record is from RefSeq and is a predicted model, not a curated record. Lineage: Eukaryota; Viridiplantae; Streptophyta; Magnoliopsida; Myrtales; Myrtaceae.